This is a messenger RNA of Kwoniella shivajii, 996 nucleotides long. RefSeq lists its product as uncharacterized. NCBI's taxonomy places the organism in Eukaryota, Fungi, Basidiomycota, Tremellomycetes, Tremellales, Cryptococcaceae. The transcript is spliced from 11 exons. The coding region runs from base 1 to 996 and encodes 331 amino acids. Gene Ontology annotation, biological process: intracellular signal transduction. The record is from RefSeq and is a predicted model, not a curated record. Gene Ontology annotation, molecular function: protein serine/threonine kinase activator activity.
AUGAACUUCUUCAACCGUCAAAAAACGAGAUCACCGGCGGAGACUGUGAAGUAUCUGAAGGAGAACAUUUUGCGUCUAGAUCAAUCAGCUGUAGGUGAAGGAAGGAAAAGGAUCAACGAAGAAAUCUCUCGUCUCCUGUCAUCGACUAAGACUUCACUUUCAGGUGAAGGAGACUCAGAUCCUUCUCCAGAUGUCAUAGCGCAAGUGGCCAAUGAAGUGUAUGCUCAGGAUUUGUUGAGUUUGAUGGUUAUCCACUUGGGAAAGUUUGACUUUGAGGCUCGUAAAGAUGUCUGUCAUAUAUACAACACUCUCCUCCGUCGUCAGCUGGGUACCAGAUCACCUACUGUCGAUACUAUAGCCACUAGACCUGAUAUAAUCUUCAAUGCACUGAAAGGUUACACCAAUGCCGAUACCGCAUUAAACACUGGUAUGAUCCUGAAAGAGAUGUUACGAUACGAACCAUUGGCGAGGAUCUUGCUCUAUUCUGAACAGUUCUACACAUUCCCAAAUUAUAUCGAAAACACGACAUUCGGGAUUUCAACUGAUGCGUUUGGAUGUAUGAAAGAAACGCUGACACGCCACAAGCUAAUGGUGGCGCAAUAUCUUGACGCUAAUUAUGACCGUUUUUUCAACAUGUAUACCACUCUCAUCCUAUCCUCUAACUACGUCACGAAACGACAAUCUCUGAAACUGCUUGGCGAGAUCCUGUUGGACCGAGCAAAUUACUCCAUUAUGACCCGAUAUAUCUCUUCGGAAGCGAAUUUGAAGAUGAUGAUGAAUUUCUUGAGGGACAAGAGUAGGAACAUUCAAUUUGAAGCUUUCCACGUCUUUAAAGUCUUCGUGGCCAAUCCCAAUAAACCUGCUCAGAUCGCCACCAUUUUGAGGAGGAACAAGGACAAGUUGUUGGUUUUCUUGAAGGAGUUCCACAAUGAUAAAGAUGAUGAACAAUUUAAUGACGAGAAGCAAUUCCUAAUCGCUCAGAUCCAGCAACUAUGA